Messenger RNA from Pelagomonas calceolata, 3156 nucleotides. The record is from the annotation of a GenBank genome assembly. Lineage: Eukaryota; Pelagophyceae; Pelagomonadales; Pelagomonadaceae.
GGCGCACGAAGGCAAUCUGGGCAGCCGAAGGGCUGCGAAUUGAUCGAGCGAAGUCAUUGCGACGCGCCGCGGGACGCAAUCACAGCAGACGGGCUGCGAAUCAUGGCGCCCGGCAGUCGAGCAGAGCUGCCCCACAACCCAAUAAGGCAAUACAAGCCGCCGCUCGCGGAGCGGCUGACCAGCCUCUAUGAUGAGCCGCCGGCGCCGCCGACGCGCCGGCAGAAGAUUGACGCGACUUACGCCGCUCUCAACCGCGAGCGCUCAAUCGCUGAGCAAGAGGCCGCCGCGCGCGAGCGCUCGGCGGCCGCCGAGGAGGCGCGGCUGGAGCGGGCUCUGGAACACGAGCGGCGCCGGACGCUGGCGGCGAAGCUUGCGUUGGCGCGGUCGCAGCGGGACCUCGCUGCCAGAUGGGCGGCGCGGCUCGUGCUCAGGCAUCGCGCGGGCGACCGGCGCUUGGGCGCCUGGGCCAUAUGGAAGUGCGAAGCGGCGCGGCGGGCGGCAAUCGCUCGCGCACUACGACGCGCCGGAGCCAUUCUCGUGAAGGCGGCCAAGCGUGACGCCUGGGCGGCCUGGCGGCGACGCGCGACGCAGCGCCGUGCCUUGGCGCAUCUCGCGCGCCGCCUGACGACGCGGGCGGCGCGGCGCACCUUCCACCGCUGGCGCACCGCUUCUGAAACGGCAGGCGUGCUGCGAGCGGCGGCCCUCGCGGCCACGAGCGUGACGGAGUCGACGGCGCGGCGCCACGCCGAGACGAUCGCCGAGCUCGAGGCAAAGCUAGCGGCGCAGGUCGCCAAGGCCACCUUCGACGCAGCACAGGCCGCCGACGAGGAGGCGGCAUUGCGUGCGGCCGAGUCCCAGGAAUGGGAGCGCCGCGUCGCUGUGGCCGACGCCGCCGCCAAAACGGAGCGAAAUCGCGCGGCGGAGGCGGACGCCGCCCGGGCGGAGGACAGGCGGGUCCGCGACGCACUGCGCCAGACGCUCGAGCAUCGCGACGCCGCGAGCGCGGCCGACCGCGACCGUGCGGCCGACGCGGCGGCCGCCGCGGAUGCAGCGUUUGCAGCUGCAAACUCUGCGCGGCGCGCGGCGAUACGGCGGGCUGACGCGGCUUGUACCGCGCUGCGAGAAGCAAAGGCGUCGGCGGAGCGUCGGCGAGACCGACGCGCCGCGAAGGCUCAGAGCGACGCUUUAGAGAUGGACCGGCGCGACGCGAGGGUCGCCGCCAGAGACGCGCAACUCGCGCUCGACGUGGCCGCGGCGCGGCAAAACGCGGUGACCGAACGGUCGAAGCGCGCUGAAGCUGACGCCAGGGCGGACGAAGCGGCGAUCGCGGCGAGUCACGCGAAGGACGCCCAGCAGCGUUUGGAAGAGGAGAUCAAGGUCGCGACCGCGGCUAGAACGAAAGCGGAGGGCCGCGCGGCGCGCGUCGAAAUCCAGUCCGCCGCGGUCGAGGCGGCGCGGGACGACGCUGUAGCUCGGGCGGCGGCGGCUCAGGCGGAGGCGGCACAGGCGCGGACCGCCGCCUCGAAGGCGAGGCUCUGUGCUAUGCGAGUCGCAACCAGAGCGGCGCGCGACGUCGACCGCGCCACGACCGCAGCCGCGGCCGCCGAGGCGACAGCGACGACGGCCGAGUUGCGUGCCAGCGGCGCCGAGAAGGCCCGUGACCUUGCACAAGCCGAGGCCGCGCGGUGCCGCAAGGCGGAUGAGACGCAGCGCGCCGCGCUCGCUGCCGCGGAGGCGAGGUCAAGGGAUGUGGUCAGAGAGGCGCAGGAGAAAUUGGCCGCGGUGGAAGAAUGUGUUCGAGAUUCUCGCGCGGAACGCGACUCUGCCGUCAACGCGGCACAAGAGGAACGCGACGCGGCUGUCGCCGCCGCGCAAGAGGAGCGCGACGAGUCAGUUGAGGAGGCGAGGCGCGAACGGGACGCGGCGGUCGCCCAGGCGCGGGCAGAGUUAGAGAAUCUAUCGGACGAGGCGGCCGAACACCACGACCGCGGAGCCAAAGCGUUACUGCGAUGCGCGGAGCUUGACGUUGCCCUGCGUGAGAGUGAUGCCCAGCGACGCCAGUUGCACGACGCGCUGCAAACGCUCAGAGGUGGCGUUCGCGUCUGCGCUCGGUUGAAACCAGGUGCCGGUGCCAUCCGCGCCGAGGGCCUUGACGCCGUCGUCGUGCCCUCCGCGGCGCGGACGAAGGUCGAUGGCGGCGCCGCGCCCUCUGCGAAGCCGCGGUGCGUGCGCCUCGACCGCGUCUUCGGGCCGGAAUCGGCGCAGGGCGAGGUGUACGCUGAGGUGGAUGCACUCGUGAGGAGCGCGUUGGAUGGCUACGACGUCUGCGUAUUGGCCUACGGUGCGACCGGCUCGGGAAAGACCCAUACGAUGCUUGGUGAGGACGGCAUCGUCCCUUCCGCGGCGAAAGCAAUAGCCGCGGCCGCUAGGGACCGGCAGCGGCGCGGUUGGAGUCUACGAGUCAGGGCUACGGCCGUGGAAGUAUACGCCGAGAAGUGCUUUGAUCUGCUCGGCGACGACCGCGAGCCGUUGGUGCUCCGCGACGACGGCUCCGUUGACGGUGCCAGCGUUCACACGGUAUCGGCGGACGACGAUCUGGCGGACCUGGUGCGGCGCGCCUCAGACGCCCGACGGACCGCGGCGACGGCGCUCAACGACCGGUCGUCGCGGUCGCACGCCCUGGUGCGCGUCGAGUUGGACGGCGACGACGGCCGCGAGCGGCUCACGGGCUCUCUCACGCUCGUCGACCUCGCCGGCUCCGAGCGGGCGGAUCGGGCAGGCACGGCGCAACCAGGAGCAUGUGACGUGCGCCUCCGGGAAGCGUGCGCCAUCAACCGGAGCCUCCUCUGUCUCUGCGACGUCUUUCGGGCGCUCGCGCGGCGCGGUCGCGCUUCGGACGACGCGGUCCACGUACCUUAUCGGAACUCCGUGCUCACUCGUCUGUUGCAGCGGCCGCUUUCGGGCACGGGAAAAUGCCUCGUCGUGGCGAACGUGGCGCCCGACCAGGCUCAGGAGACAAAUGCGACGCUCCGCUUCGCCGCCGAUGUCUCAAAUAUCGCCACGAAUGCGCCGACGAAGCACGUCGCGAAGAGGAACGUGCUCCGCGCGCGGUCUGCGAACGUGACGAGGCCCAGGAAACGUAGUACAAAGUAAACA